Messenger RNA from Morchella sextelata, 1062 nucleotides. RefSeq lists its product as uncharacterized. Gene Ontology annotation, biological process: zinc ion import across plasma membrane. NCBI's taxonomy places the organism in Eukaryota, Fungi, Ascomycota, Pezizomycetes, Pezizales, Morchellaceae. The coding region runs from base 1 to 1062 and encodes 353 amino acids. The record is from RefSeq and is a predicted model, not a curated record. Gene Ontology annotation, cellular component: plasma membrane. Gene Ontology annotation, molecular function: low-affinity zinc ion transmembrane transporter activity. The transcript has 3 exons.
AUGUCCGGCAGCACAGUUGAAUUCGUGAACCUGUUUCUGCGUCAAGUGACGGAAACAGAUCCAGCCGCAGAAGAGGUUGAAGAGGUGCCAGCAUGUGGAGGUGCAAACGAGUAUGAUGGGAGGAUGGGUUUGAGGAUAUCGGCGGUAUUUGUGAUCUUGGCUGGAUCAACUUUCGGUGCUCUCUUUCCUGUGAUCGCUAAACAGCAGCCUGGAUUAAAGGUUCCUGAUUGGGCCUUUUUCUUCACAAGGUACUUUGGUUCAGGUGUCAUUAUUGCGACUGCUUUCAUCCAUCUGUUGACACCUGCCAAUGAAGCCCUCACCAAUGGCUGCCUCACAGGCCCCAUCACAGAAUAUCCAUGGGCACAAGGAAUUGCCCUGAUAUCUGUUUUUUCUCUCUUCUUCGUUGAGUUGCUUGCAUUGCGCCUGGGAAAUUUCUCCGCUGCCGGGCAUGACCACGAACAUGGGCUCGCCCCGGCAACUAAAGAAGCGUCUACCGACCCCGAAAACCAGAUUGUACCCGAAGCCAGCCCUGAAUCCCUCAAUACUCUCGAAGAAAAAGAACUACGAGGGAAGGAAUAUGCUGCCCAGCUCCUAUCCAUAUUCAUCCUCGAAUUCGGUGUCAUCUUUCACUCCAUCUUCAUCGGUCUCACUCUUGCUGUGUCUGGUGAGGAGUUUAUAACUCUCUACAUCGUUCUCGUAUUCCACCAAACCUUCGAGGGUCUCGGUCUUGGAUCGCGUCUAUCCAGCGUUCCCUUCCCAAACAAAUGGACGCCAUAUCUCAUGGGCGUUGGAUACGGAAUCAGCACACCCAUCGCCAUCGCCGUUGGGUUGGGCCUUCGUACCACAUUUGAGCCAGAGACUCAGACUGCGCUUAUUGUGAAUGGUGUUUUCGAUGCCAUCUCGGCGGGUAUUCUGUUGUACACGGGAUUGGUAGAGUUGAUGGCGCACGAGUUUUUGUUUGGCAAGACAUUGAGAGAUGAGAGUAUGGGCAGGGUCUUGUGCGCUUUCGGGUAUAUGGUUCUCGGUGCUGCAUUGAUGGCGUUGCUUGGGAAGUGGGCUUAG